Sphaeramia orbicularis (orbiculate cardinalfish) is the source of this 1375-nucleotide messenger RNA. It is a transcript of the gene aanat2, whose product is annotated as arylalkylamine N-acetyltransferase 2. NCBI's taxonomy places the organism in Eukaryota, Metazoa, Chordata, Actinopteri, Kurtiformes, Apogonidae. The coding region runs from base 240 to 866 and encodes 208 amino acids. Gene Ontology annotation, biological process: circadian rhythm; response to light stimulus. The transcript has 3 exons. Gene Ontology annotation, molecular function: aralkylamine N-acetyltransferase activity. The record is from RefSeq and is a predicted model, not a curated record. Gene Ontology annotation, cellular component: cytoplasm.
AAGAGGAGGAGGAGGAGGAGGUAGCAGGCAAGACACAAAGGUCAGCAGCAUCUAGUUCAUUGAGUCGAGUGACAGAACAGUCAGAGGUGUAAGACAGGAGAGGCUGGCAUGUUUUGACUUUAUUUGUAUUAUUUUAUUCUGCUAAGGUUUGUGGGGAGGAAAAAAAUAAAGCAGAAACACAAAAAAAAAGCUUUGAGAAUUAAGAAGAGCCUGGUAUCAUCAUCUAAUAUUUGGGUAUCAUGACACAGCAGCUCAGCGGUUCACCGUUCCUCAAGCCUUUCUUUCUGAAGACGCCUGUCAGAGUGGUGAGUCCUCUGCGACAGCGGCGGCACACACUCCCAGCCAGUGAGUUCAGGAACCUCACACCACAGGAUGCCAUCAGUGUGUUUGAGAUUGAAAGAGAAGCAUUUGUUUCUGUCUCAGGAGAGUGUCCACUGACGCUGGAUGAGGUGCUUAACUUCCUGGGUCAGUGUCCUGAGCUGUCACUGGGUUGGUUUGAGGAGGGACAGCUGGUCGCUUUCAUCAUUGGUUCUGGUUGGGACAAGGAGAGACUUUCACAGGAGGCAAUGACUCAGCAUGUCCCAGACACCCCCACAGUCCACAUCCAUGUGCUGUCGGUCCACCGUCACUGUCGUCAACAAGGCAAAGGCUCCAUCCUGUUGUGGCGUUACUUACAGUACCUGCGCUGCAUGCCAGGCCUCCGUCGCGCUCUGCUGAUCUGUGAGGACUUCCUGGUGCCCUUCUACCUCAAAGCUGGCUUCAAGGAGAAAGGGCCAUCAGCCAUCAGUGUAUCAAACAUGCACUUCCAGGAGAUGGAGUAUUUGCUGCGCGGGCAGGCAUAUGCACGGCGAAACAGUGGCUGCUAAUCACAAAACCCCAACACCCCCCCGCCCCAUCCUACUUUCCCUUUCUUCAGCUCUAACAGGACUCAGGGUAGCAAAGAUUAACAACACAUAGCAGAUAGACAGACAGAGGUACAGGGCCAGUAUGCACCUCCUAUCGUCACAGUAUUCCAUGAACAACUGAAGGAAAACUGUGUGAUGACAAAGGGGAGAGUGAAAAACAUCUUCAAGGUUAACAAUUAAAUAUAUGAGACAUCUAAUAUGUUAUUUGUUACUAGUGGCAUCUUCGUUUGCCACAAAUUAGUGCUGUUUUUCCAUUUGUUUGGCAAAUAUGUUGAGCUGCAUUAAUAGAAAAUACCUUGAAUAACAUAAUAAGUUCUGAUAGAAGUACGAUUUUUAUUUUGGUCAGUAAUUUGGAAAGUUGUGGUACCUACUAAGGAUGUGCAGAGAGCCCUGUAUUUGUAUUGUAUCUGUAUUUGUUAAGGCAGCAAACUUAUUUGUAUUUGAAUAAAAGUGGAAAUACCAUAAAUGUU